This is a messenger RNA of Hevea brasiliensis (rubber tree), 676 nucleotides long. RefSeq lists its product as uncharacterized. The coding region runs from base 135 to 503 and encodes 122 amino acids. The transcript is spliced from 2 exons. Lineage: Eukaryota; Viridiplantae; Streptophyta; Magnoliopsida; Malpighiales; Euphorbiaceae. The record is from RefSeq and is a predicted model, not a curated record.
CGAAUUAAAAAAAAAAAAAAAAAAACACUCGAGACGUCUGAAGAGAAACCAGUGUUAAAGCACUGGCAUUCAUUCCCUUUUUACCCUAGCUGGCUGAGCAGAGAGCCCUGAGAUUAUUAAGAAACGAACAAAUUAUGAAUCGAUACGCCGGAAAGGCAGUGUCAUCGGCUGCUAAAGCAGCAGUUGCUGGUCACCCCCACCGCUCCCGCCGCCCUCAAAGCGUCCACCUCCCUCCUUAUGCAUCUCAUGGCAGCGUAGUAAACGCCCAAAUGAAGUCCAAAGUAACACCAUCGUCUUCAUCUCAGUUGGGCAAGUUUCUUGGUUUUGUUGAUCCCCCUCGCUCCGAGAUCUCCAAAAUCAUCUCCAGGUUCAUCAAACUGCACAUGCGCCAGAACCCCGGGUUGAAGAAAAACCGUAAUUUUGAGGAAAAGUUGAUGUCUUUGUUGGCUUUGCAACAAAGAAUUGGGCUCCAAGAGGUUAGCAAAGUGCUGUUUCCUAACUGAACUGAGACUUCACUCAAGGAGACUCUGCUGCUUCAAGUCUUGAGAGUUGAGAUUGAGAACCUUUAUUCUCCAUUGUUACUAGUGAAUUUAUUGUUCCAAAAUUUACCAAAUUGGAGGAUUAAAUUAGAUAUUCCUACAUAAAAUAAAUGGAUUGUGGCAUUGGCAUUUGAAGA